GAAAUGCUUUUUUAUUAGAAUUUAAUUGACACAUUUUGCCAACUAAAUGCUAUCAGUCCUCCGAUUUCGAACUGUAGCCAACUAAAUGUACAGAGAUUAAAGUGGUCCAGUUUUGGAAAUCAGCAGCGGAUAUCGGAUAUCAGUAGAGAGCAUGAUCACAAAUGUUUAAUUACAGUAUUGGGUAAUUAACAUGUUUAGGUGUGUUCCAUAAUUAUAUCUCCCAGCUGACGGGAGUGUAGACAAGUGCUGUUCAGAAAAUCCUACAAGUUGUAAAAUAUCAUUAAGACAGGGUCAAUAGGACAGCCGGUGGUUCCCAGCCACUCGUGCAAGGAGCUCCUCAUUAAACUAGCAACUUGGAUUCAACGUCUCGUGUUCCGUGGAUAAAACAUAAAGGAACGUAUGGAUUUUAAGAUUGAAGAUGUGCAAGUCGGAAACUUAGUGUUUUAUCUUCAAGACAUUAUUCUAGAGUGCAUUGAUCGUGAAGAAAUGGUCGCAAAUGGCGCAGUUUCUCCAAGAUGUAUAAUGUGGGACAGCAGUACUGAACCAAUGUAGGGACGGGGAAUGUUCUUGUACAUAACACUUGUUGACUGUGUGAUGUAGGGACCCUCGUUGUUGGUCGUGUACAUCCGCCAUGGGUACGAUGCAGAAAGUGAGUCUGCCACCACUGCGGAGUGGCCUGCAAGUUAGUGUGGCGGCGCGGGAGCCCCCGGAACGCAGUUGGACGCGCUAUAAGAAGGUGCUCAUUGACAAUCCAAGGGAUUCUAACCUCCUCCAGCGGCAGAAGCUGUGGAACUUCCAGAAGCUGAACCGUGGGGCGUUUCGCUCCCAACUAGCGUCCCUGCCGGACAUUCCUUACCGUGUACAUACAAACACGGUGGAGCGGGUCAGCGUUGGCGUGCAGGCCGACCUCACCCACAGGUUCAAUCAGGGGCUCCGGGUCAUCUUUCCCAACCUGACCGCCUAUCGCUCUUGGUGCCUGUCUGAACAACCCGAAAACGAUGCUAGCGACGAGGGACUUACAAGCGAACAGAGGAAUAAGGCGUGCUCGCCGAUGACGGCUCAUGUAAACACUACUGAUUAUUCAGAUGAUUUUGAGGACGACAGUUCAUACGAAGAUCUUGGAUUUGAUUUUGAUACGGUUGUGCGUAAACACAACGCUGGAACAAUGACUGAUUCCAAGUGGAAUGGUGAAAGACUGCCAAUACAUAGAGAAAGACGGAAGAAAACUGUGAGGGAAAGAAACGCAGCCGCAGGUAAGCGUUCAAUUCUUAAAACGAAGAAAACGCCACGUCCAUUUAGUGCCACCAGGAAAAAUGUGAAAUUUAACAGUAAUGAAAAUACUGACGACAGCCAGGAUGUGUUAGAAUUUGAGCAUCCCGACGUUGAAAGUGCUGAGGAGGAAGAGACGCCAGUGGUUCCAAAAAUAGAAAUAACCGGUCUGGAGCGUGAGCCGCCUAUUUCCAGAGUGUCGUCUGCGUUAAGUGUGUCAUCAAGCGACAGUCACGGGUCACCGCUUACGCUGCCUUUGGGAAACAUUGGCCAUUCUAGCCAUUUGUCGUUAGAAAACCUUUCUAUUCUGGACUAUAUUUCCGGUAACAACACAGAGCGCUCCUACAGAGGGAACGGACGGAAGGCGUACACGUCGCGCGAAGAGGUCAGCAGAGGACAGUUGGCUGACCGGGACGCUGACCGACAGUGGUUCGAGAAGCUUGUGGGCGGAGAUAAGGAAAUAGUGAAUGUGGCGACAUACGACAACUUUGCAAGGGUAAGACCAAUGUUGGAGAGCGGUCAGUCAGACUCUAACGAUAAACUUGACUUCAAACAACCACUGCGCAAAAACCAGACUCCAAAGUUGAACGACGAGUUUCCGGCCUACAGACAGGUGAUAUCGAAGGCUGGUCACCCGGCAAAAGGCGUAAGCAGCUCGCCGUCCGUCAACAGAGGCAAAAGACGGGGAACGUUUAAUAUAGGAAAAUUUUACUGAUAUGCCCGACAUUGUAUAUUAAUAUUCUGGUCAUACCAGUCAUCUUAAUUUAAAACGUCCUUGCGAUGCAUUUUCCAGGGAAAAUAUCCAUCUCUAAUAGAGCACUUGGGUGUCGCCAUUUGUUAUAUUAUUUAUAAUAAUAAUAAUAAUAAUAAUAAUAAUAAUAAUAAUAAUAAUAAUAAUAAUAAUUAUUAUUAUUAUUAUUAUUAUUAUUAUUAUUAUUAUUAUCAUUAUUAUUGGACCUAUAUCGUUACGCAACUGUUAAGAUAUACAUGUUCAUGUACACCAUGUAAUCGUUAUUAAAACUUGCUUGGUUUUCGUUGAUGGAAGUUCACGUGAAACCAGACUCCUACUGGCGACGUAACUUAUACAUUCAUACAUUCAUAUACAUGAAACUUUGUGUAUAUAUUAAUUUCAUUUUAUGAUAUGAUCAUGUAGUUUAUAGAAAUUUAUAAGUGAUUCAAACUAUGAAAAUAACAUAUUGAUACUUUUCACUGCCGGUUUGUAAAUUUUAACUCAUUCUCACGUCCAAAUCAAACGUUAGCCCGCACAGGGCUGGUACACAAAACUCACGAUCAAUUCGGCACCAUGUUAUU
Molecule: messenger RNA, 2580 nt
Organism: Mya arenaria
Lineage: Eukaryota; Metazoa; Mollusca; Bivalvia; Myida; Myidae
Exons: 2
Coding region: 632-1984 (450 amino acids)
Source: RefSeq, a predicted model, not a curated record